ACCCGCACCCUCGGCAGUGAAAGUGCGGAAUCCUAACCAGUGGACCGCCAGGGAAUUCCCUAAAAUUAGUCAUUUUAAAGUGAACAGUGGCACUUUGUACACCCACAGUGUUGUGCAGCUACCACCUCUAUCUAAAAACACUUUCAUUGUCCCCAAAAGGAAACCUGUACCCAUUAAGGAUACAAGUUAAUGUAUCCUCCCCAUUCCUUACCUCCCAGCCCCUGGCAACCCCCAAUCUGCAUUCUGUCCCUAUGGAUUUACCUAUUCUGCUGUUUUAUAUAAAUGGAAUUAUACAAUGUGUGACCUUUUGUCUUGCUUCCUUCACUUAACAUAAUUUUUUCAAGGUUCAUCCGCGUUGUAGCAUCACACCUCCACUCCUUUUCGCGGCUGAAUCAUAUUCCACUGUGUGGACCAACCUUAGCUGGAUUUAAAGGAUGAGUUAGGCAGGCAGGGAGGGGCCUGGGGAGGGUGCUGCAGGUAGAGGCUGAGCAUGAGCUAGAAGGAACCCGGGAUGCUGGUGAGCCACAUGCUGCUGGUGUUAUUGGAUCUUGAAGUAUUAACUGGGGUUUUGGCCUCAGUUUCCCUGCCUAUAAAAUGAAGUCCUUUGUGGUUGGCUGGGGAUGGAGGCAUUAGGGAGAGGAGAGGCUGGGAUAUUUUAUUGCCUCUUCUCAGAGUCUGGGUCGCAGAUGGGACUUUUUAAAACUUGCUCUUUCUUCCUCUUUCCUGGGCAGCUCCCUCCAGUAUGCAUCUGCCCUCAUCCCUGUGGGUACCCGUCUUCCUGUUUUACUGGGCAUUGACUUCCCCUCUCUCUGAAUUGACCUGAAAUUUCUCUCACGCUCUCCAGGACGGCCGCUUGAUUUUCUCUGAGACCAGCCCACCCGUCCAGCAAAAUAGAGUCCCUCAGGGUGACGGUUGAUUUUCUAAAGGUGCCCCUUGGCCUGAAGAAGUCGGUGCUAAAGGAGGUGGCAGUGGGGCCCCCCAAAAGGCCCCAGCCUGUGGCCCUGGAGCGCUACAAGGCGCGGCGUUCAGACGCCAUGGACACCGAGUCCCAGUACUCAGGGUAUUCCUACAAGUCGGGCCACUCCCGCAGCUCCCGCAAGCACAGGGACCGUCGGGACCGACACCGCUCUAAGAGCCGAGACGGGAGCCGUGGGGACAAGUCGGUGACGAUCCAGGCUCCAGGGGAGCCCCUGCUGGACAAUGAGUCCACGAGAGGGGAUGAGCGGGACGACAACUGGGGGGAGACGACCACAGUAGUAACGGGCACCUCGGAGCACAGCAUCUCCCAUGAUGACCUCACGCGCAUCGCCAAGGACAUGGAGGACAGCGUCCCGCUGGACUGCUCCCGGCACCUGGGCGUGGCGGCGGGGGCCACGCUGGCCCUGCUGUCUUUCCUCACGCCGCUGGCUUUCCUGCUGCUGCCCCCACUGCUGUGGCGGGAGGAGCUGGAGCCGUGCGGGACGGCCUGCGAGGGCCUCUUCAUCUCCGUGGCCUUCAAGCUGCUCAUCCUGCUGUUGGGCAGCUGGGCCCUGUUCUUCCGCCGGCCCAAGGCCUCUCUGCCCCGUGUCUUCGUGCUGCGUGCCCUGCUCAUGGUACUCGUCUUCCUGCUUGUCGUCUCCUACUGGCUCUUCUACGGCGUGCGCAUCCUGGACGCCCGCGAGCGCAGCUACCAGGGCGUGGUGCAGUUUGCCGUGUCGCUGGUAGAUGCCCUGCUCUUCGUGCACUACCUGGCCGUGGUCCUCCUGGAGCUGCGCCAGCUCCAGCCUCAGUUCACGCUCAAGGUCGUGCGCUCCACCGACGGGGCCAGCCGCUUCUACAACGUGGGCCAUCUCAGCAUCCAGCGCGUGGCAGUGUGGAUCCUGGAGAAGUAUUACCAUGACUUCCCUGUCUACAACCCUGCCCUCCUCAACCUGCCCAAGUCCGUCCUGGCCAAGAAAGUGUCUGGCUUCAAGGUGUAUUCCCUCGGAGAGGAAAACAGCACCAACAACUCCACGGGCCAGUCCCGGGCUGUGAUUGCAGCAGCGGCCCGGAGGCGGGACAACAGCCACAACGAGUACUACUACGAGGAGGCCGAGCAUGAGCGGAGGGUGCGCAAGAGGAGGGCCAGGCUUGUGGUGGCCGUGGAGGAGGCCUUCACUCACAUUAAGCGGCUGCAGGAAGAGGAGCAGAAGAACCCCAGGGAGGUGAUGGACCCACGGGAGGCAGCCCAGGCCAUCUUCGCAUCUAUGGCCCGUGCCAUGCAGAAGUACCUUCGCACCACCAAGCAGCAGCCUUACCACACCAUGGAGAGCAUCCUGCAGCACCUUGAGUUCUGCAUCACUCACGACAUGACACCCAAGGCCUUCCUGGAGCGGUACCUGGCGGCUGGACCCACCAUCCAGUACCACAAGGAACGCUGGCUGGCCAAACAGUGGACACUGGUGAGCGAGGAGCCGGUGACCAACGGGCUCAAGGAUGGCAUCGUUUUCCUCUUGAAACGCCAGGACUUCAGCCUGGUGGUCAGCACCAAGAAGGUCCCAUUCUUCAAACUCUCCGAGGAAUUUGUGGACCCCAAGUCGCACAAGUUUGUCAUGAGGCUGCAGUCUGAGACCUCGGUGUGACUGUGCAACAGCAGGGGGAGUGGGAGACGCGGGGGGCUCCUGAGGGUGGUGGGGGCGUGGCCCUCAGGCCCUGCCAUGUUCCUGCCACCUUCUUCCUCUUGCUCUAGUUUUUUUUUUCUACUUGAAUUAACCACCCCCCCACCUGUCUCCUCCCCUCUUCCUUAUUUACCCUAUGUGAACCUGGAGAGACCAUCCUUCUGUCAACAGUACCUGGGAAAUUCCCUCUCCUUCUCCCACCCCCCUCACUUUUGUAUCACUCCCGGCCCUGCAGGAACCAGUGCCUCUCUCCCUCUCCUUUCUCUGGGUGACAGUCUCUUCUGAAAGGGCACAGGGCCCACCUGAGCCCCACUCUCGAACCCAGGUUCUUAUAAGCAGUUCUAUCCAGCGGCCCCCAAAAGGGUUUCUCUGGGGGGCUCCGAUCUGACUCCAGAGAGCCACGGUGCCAAACUCCUGAGCAGCACUACCUGCGGCCUUCUGGCGGCAGGUGGAUCUGCUCCCCCUGCCCGCUCACCCCAAGCCGGAGUUCUUGGGCAAGGAUCCUCCUGCAUCCUCCUACACAGCCCCAGAGUCCGGGGCCUCCCUGCCAGGGUUAUUUGCUUCCAGCUGUUUGAGCCUCUCUCCCCCAUCCACACAUACUCAGAGCAAGGGAAGAUCCCAUCCUUUACCCUGACAUGUCUACCUUCCAUUUCUGAUUUGUGUGGUCACGUGUGACCACAGGCAAACUGAGAUGGAAACCCUCUGUGACCACUUUUCCUGGGCCCUGGGGGACAGACAGUACCUUUCUUCCAAGGGGUCUUUCCUGCGCAGCCCCUGGGGGAAGGUUGGGAGAGAGCCCCGUGAACAUCGCUGACCCCUACCCUCUGAAGUUCCUUCACCUGUGUUCCCACCGUGGUGGGAUGGGUCUCCCCCUUCCCAGUGAAGGAUGCCACGUAGACUCCUAUACAGAAUUAGUGGCUUGCAGACCCUGACCCACCCUGGGGAUCUCAGCCAAAUGUUUUUCUUUCCUUCACCAGCCAUCCCCAAUCUUGCUGUCUCUUCUCUCAGCUCCAGAGACCUGUUGCCUCAUCUCUUUUUUGGGGGGAGCCAGCAGCCCCUCCUUAUCCCCUGCCUUAAGUCCACUUCUUUGCCUCAGGGGUCUCUUUUCCUUGGCCGGCCAGGGUCCCCCCCUGUUCCCUCACUGCCUGGUUUUCUGGGCUCUGGUCUCCUCUGUAUUGGGGUGAGGGACCAAGAUUGCUGCCCUUGAUGGGUACUUAGCCCCUCACCCCAUUUAGCUUCCGUAGUCUUUGCACCCAAUCUGAAUUCUUGAGCAAAAUUUGCUGGCCUUCUAAUACUUACUUUCACUGUAAAUCUGAGCCUUUAGAUCAGACACCCUUAAAUUAUGUAGUUUUAGCCAAGGGGAGCAGAACUAAGAAGUACUCACAUACCUCCAGCCAGCACCCAUGUUGGGGAGCAUUCUGGUGGCUGGGCUGGAGCAGUCCCCUGGGCCAGUCCUCAGAAUAACUCACAAUGCCCCCUUAGAAGCCCGUCUUUCCCCUGGAAAACCCAUUGGUUCUUGCCUUGCAGAGUGCACCCUGGGAUAAGAUCCCAGUUGAUCUCUUACCAGGGAGUCUUCUUCUCUGUGUCGUGGCAGCCCCGGGCAUGAUGGAGCCUGGGGAUUGUUUCUCCUGCUGUCCUUUCUGAAAAAGCACAUCUUUCCACACACCACUUACUAGAGAAGGGUUCUUCGGCCAGUGCUUACCUUGUCUGCACUUGGGUGGAUUAUGGGGCUGACCUAGGCAGCGCCUGGAGGUCAGCCUUGGGCUGGGGCUGUGGGUUUGGGGAUAAGCCUGAGUGAGAUACAUCCUGUCCUGGGGGUCCUGGGAAGGUAUUUUUUCCUUCUCUUCAAAGACCUGGUUUCAGAGGAGUCCCUUCUCGCUCACAUUUCUAAAUACCUCACUAUCCUGGAAAAUGGGGCCUGGAUGGUGGUUGGGGUCACUGCCUUUGUGGGCAGGAGUGGGAUGUGGUGUGGUUUGAGGAGGAGUUGGGGUGGGGAGAGGGCAAGUAUUUGGGAUCAGAGUCGCUGCCCUAGGUUAGGGGCGGGGGAAUGUUUAUUUUAAGAACCUGCCAUGUUUUUAAUCACUGUGAUUUUUUUCAUUCCCUUUUCCUAAAACAAAAAGACAUUUUUUUCCCCCGACUCUCUCUCUAAGCACUAAGGGCUGUGACUGAGAAUGGUAGUGUUUUGGUCCUUUGCGUCAGAACUGUGGUAUCUUUGUGUUCUUUGAUUAUUGUUAUUAUUAUUUUUUGAAAUGUCAGGAUGAAUUGUCAAGUGUAUGGCUGUGUUUGUCUUUUGCUUCUCCUAUAUGGGAAGUUGUCUUCAUGCUGUGAACUGCUGUGGGGUGUGCAGCUGACUCAGUCCCUCUGAGCAGUGUCCCCCACUUUGCCUGUCCCAACACAUGCUGGAUUUGCUCUUUCUUCCCCCGUGGGGGUGUUGCCCACCCAUUACCACCCGUGCCCCAUAUGCCACCAUCAGGGAUGCUGUGGCUGGGUCUCUCCAGUGCUCUUUUCUAUGACUACAUGGCAUCCUAGCUCAUCCCCACCACACCUCCCAGACCUUCCUUUUCACCACCUUGGAAGGCUGGUCCUCCUUCCCUCCACACCAGGAUGCUGUGCCUCAGUCCUUCACCUACCUCGCCACUCUGCCGCCGUCCCCAUUUGUCCCUUUCUCUUAAACUACUCUUCAUGCUCUCUCUAUUCUUGUUUAUUUCCCGUUAGCUUCUCCUUUUGUCUUCCCACCCCCCUCCAUGUCAGCCCUUACCUUUUCACUUCCCCAUUCCCACCUCAGUCCUGUUGCAAACCCUGACACAAUAACUGUCACGAGACAUUGGGAUCCUUUCUCAUCUGAAACGUUUGUUUCCCAGAGUUUGUGCUUCUCUUCUUCUCUGUUGGGCCCGGAUGAGCUCCCUUGCCCCUCUGUGGUGCCUGUCAGUCUGUCUUCUUUUUCCUCUGCCCUCCCCAUGGGGCAGCAUCUGCUGAUGGAUUCGGUCCUGGUGUGUGAUUGUUGUGAUUUGUUCUUCUGUGUGUGAAAGGAAGAGGAAUUUUUGAGUUCCUUCCAAGUGAGAUUGUAUAUGUAGAAUUUUCCACUGUUGGAUCUAGAUUUUUUUUUUCCUUUUUUUUGGGUUACAGAGCUGAGACCUUGUGCAUGCAUGUAGAAAAUUGUAAAAUGUAAAUUCUUUUUUUUAAUAUAUAAAAAGCUUGUUUUUACAGUUUGCAGUGGAUCUAAACAUUAUGACAAUUUUAGGGAUUUUUUUUCUUAAACAUAGGAACUAAAACUGUACAAAUUUUUUAAUAUAAAAUAAAGACAUUUGACUUUUG
Messenger RNA from Orcinus orca (killer whale), 5951 nucleotides. RefSeq names its product VANGL planar cell polarity protein 2 (gene VANGL2). Gene Ontology annotation, biological process: multicellular organism development; establishment of planar polarity; Wnt signaling pathway, planar cell polarity pathway. Bases 1035 to 2600 code for a protein of 521 amino acids. Gene Ontology annotation, cellular component: plasma membrane. The record is from RefSeq and is a predicted model, not a curated record. Lineage: Eukaryota; Metazoa; Chordata; Mammalia; Artiodactyla; Delphinidae. The transcript is spliced from 8 exons.